AUGACCUCGGACCCCGCCGAGCCCGAGGAGACGCCGCCGGCCUUCGUCGUCUUCUUCCCGUUCCUCAUCGGGGUGUCGUUCUUCUUCUCCAUGCUCUCCAAGCGCCAUGAGGAGAAGACUCCCGACGACGAAAGCGGCGACGACAGUGCGCCGCCCACCCCGUCACCGCGGCCGCGCUGGACCUCGCGUAUGGUCCUCAUGCCCGGUCGGCCUCCUCGGUGA
This is a messenger RNA of Vanrija pseudolonga, 222 nucleotides long. RefSeq lists its product as uncharacterized. The record is from RefSeq and is a predicted model, not a curated record. The transcript has a single exon. Lineage: Eukaryota; Fungi; Basidiomycota; Tremellomycetes; Trichosporonales; Trichosporonaceae. The coding region runs from base 1 to 222 and encodes 73 amino acids.